AGUGUGACCUGGUGUUUGUGUGACUGUGUACGUGUGUGUGCUUGCGUUGCAGCUGGCAAGGAGAAGGAAUCCUACGUUGUCUAUCUGCAUGCUUGUGGUUGGAUGUGCUGGUGUCCGUGGUGUGUGUGUGUGUGUGUGUGUGUGUGUGUGUGUGUGUGAGACUCGUGUUUGUGUGACUGGAUGUGAAUGGCAGCUGCUCACUGUACAAGCUCCUCUACUUUUUGGAUCAUGUUUAGAGGGGUGUGUGGUUGUGGUUAGGUUGUGUUUGUGCUUAUGUCUUUUGUGACCCUGUGUGUGUGUACCUUGGUGUAGGUCAACAUCUGUGUUGGGUUUGGACUUCUGUGUGGCUGACUGAAGAUGUGGGUGGAGUUGUGACAGUGUGUUAGUAGGACUGUGACUGUGACGAUGGCCAUAUGUGGCACGAUGUGCUUAUGUCUGACUGAUUUUGUCUCUGUGAGCGUCACCGCACUGCUGUCGUGUUUGAAGUCAUAUUGUGCCUGGGUUUGUGGGAUGGCAGUGCGUAUGUCCCUAGCCAUGUCUGUGUGUGUGACUGAGGUUGUACAAAUGGCUCUCCACCUAGCUGUGUGAUACCGAGUACGUACCACAGCCACCUAUGUGUGAUUUGAGUUGUGACUAUCUGAAACUCUUGUCUACUAUGAAAGGCCAGUUGUGUGGGACUCAACCUGCACCUGGGGGUGCACAGGUGGACCAGCUUCUGUUCCUCUGUGUGUGUGUGACCCAGUUGUCUGUGACCCUGGGGGACUCUAUGCUGGUGUCCUAGCCUGGGAGGGUGUGUGUGAUUUGUGGUGAAGUGACUGUGUUUUCCAUGUAAAGCCAGCUGUAAAUGCUGACUGGGUCACGUCGUUUGUGUGUGCACCCAACUGUGUACUUGUGGUGUGGAGAACCGAACUGUGUGUUUUAAGUUCCUCUCUGUAAGACUUUGAGUAUUAGUGGGGCUGUGAUUUUGUGUAUCUGUCCACGUGGGGUAGUGAUUGAUUAUAUGCGGCCACAUUCUUGCCUACGUGACUUGAAUCCUCACGGAGACUGUUUAUCUGUGAUAGGAUAACAUGGUACUGCUGUGGAUGGGACACCAGCAUGACAGAUGGCUGGGCGCCAUCGGCACUGAUGCAGAGUGACUCCAUACACAACUGUUUCUGGAAUGUAUGUGACUGUCUGAGGCCGGCCAUCCUCGUCCCUCGGCCUCUGGCUGAUGGUACGCUAUGUCUGUAAUGCUCGGGCUGUGGCUAUCAGUUUCGACAGCAUGUGGCUGUCCAUGAAGAGAGGCUCAUACGUAAGAGCGGUUGUCUCAGAGGAGCGAGCAGUGCGUGUGACGACCAGACGUAGGCAUGCCCCUGGUAGUCUGUGACUCUGUCAAAGUGUGUUGAUGUAACUGGUGCUGCUUGAGGGUGAAUGACCUUGUGCAUCUACAGCUGUGUGUUGCUGGGGUGUGGAGGGGGUGCCGGGCUUGGUAAGACCAGUGUGCCUCAGUUCACGUAGGUGAUUGUGCUCCUGUGUGACCAAGUGCUUAUGGUGACCCGAGAGGUGGCCAGUCUGUAUGUGUUUCCGCCUAGGGUGUGUGCCUUAGGAGACACAGCUGUCAUGAGGUGGACUUGGACACGCAUCCCCCGUAUGCAUGUGCCUGCUCCAGUACAUAGCCCAGAAAACGAGUGGAUGUUAUCAGUUGUUGGAUUGAGGUGGACCCAGGAGACCUGGUCAGCAUUUGUCCCCAGCCCCCUGUGGGGCCUCGGGGCCCCCUGAAACCUUCAGGACGGAGUCAGACGGGGCGGGCACCAUGAACAAGUUACGGCAGAGUCUGCGGCGGAGGAAGCCAGCCUAUGUGCCCGAGGCAUCGCGCCCACACCAGUGGCAGGCAGACGAGGAUGCAGUGCGCAAGGGCACAUGCAGCUUCCCUGUCAGGUACCUGGGUCACGUGGAAGUAGAGGAGUCCCGGGGGAUGCAUGUUUGCGAAGAUGCUGUGAAGAAGCUGAAGGCGAUGGGCCGGAAAUCCGUGAAGUCUGUCCUGUGGGUGUCAGCCGAUGGACUCCGAGUGGUGGACGACAAAACCAAGGACCUCCUUGUAGACCAGACCAUCGAGAAGGUCUCCUUCUGCGCUCCUGACCGCAACCUGGACAAGGCUUUCUCCUACAUAUGCCGUGACGGCACCACGCGCCGCUGGAUCUGCCAUUGCUUUCUGGCUCUCAAGGACUCCGGCGAGAGGCUGAGCCACGCUGUGGGCUGUGCGUUCGCUGCCUGCCUGGAAAGGAAGCAGCGGCGGGAGAAAGAGUGUGGAGUGACGGCUGCCUUCGACGCCAGUCGCACCAGCUUUGCCCGAGAGGGCUCCUUCCGCCUGUCGGGGGGCGGCAGGCCUGCAGAGCGUGAGGCUGGGGACAAGAAGAAAGCAGAGGCAGCAGCCGCUCCCGCUGUGGCUCCUGGCCCUGCCCAGCCUGGGCACGUGUCCCCAACACCAGCUACCACAUCCCCUGGUGAGAAGGGGGAGGCAGGCACCCCAGUGGCCGCAGGCACCACUGCUGCUGCCAUUCCCAGGCGCCACGCACCUCUGGAGCAGCUGGUUCGCCAGGGCUCCUUUCGUGGGUUCCCGGCGCUCAGCCAGAAGAACUCACCUUUCAAACGUCAGCUGAGCCUGCGGUUGAACGAGCUGCCAUCCACCCUGCAGCGCCGUACCGACUUCCAGGUGAAGGGCACAGUGCCUGAGAUGGAGCCUCCUGGUGCCAGUGACAGCGAUGGCAUCAAUGCUCUGUGCACACAGAUCAGCUCAUCCUUUGCCAGUGCUGGAGUGCCAGCGUCAGGGCCACCAUCUGCCACAACAGGAACUUCUGCCUGGGGCGAGCCCUCUGUACCCCCUGCAGCUGCCUUCCAGCCUGGGCACAAGAGGACACCUUCAGAGGCUGAACGAUGGCUGGAGGAAGUGUCCCAAGUGGCUAAAGCUCAGCAGCAGCAGCAGCAGCAGCAGCAGCAACAACAGCAACAGCAGCAGCAGCAGCAGCAGCAGCAAGCAGCCUCCGUGCCACCAAUGCCCAGCAUGGCCCCCACCCUUCCACCCUUUUCUGCCCCCGUGGGGCCCUUUGACACUGCAGCUGCCCAGGUGGCUGUGUUCUUGCCACCCACACACAUGCAGCCUCCAUUCGUGCCCGCCUACCCAGGCCUGGGUUAUCCACCCAUGCCCCGGGUGCCAGUGGUGGGCAUCACCCCUUCACAGAUGGUGGCCAAUGCCUUCUGCUCAGCUACCCAGCUCCAGCCCCAACCUGCCACACUGCUUGGAAAAGCCGGGGCCUUCCCCCCACCUGCUGCACCCAGCGCCCCUGGUGGCCAGGCCCGUCCACGCCCCAAUGGGGCGCCUUGGCCCCCAGAGCCAGCGCCUGCCCCAGCCCCUGAGUUGGACCCCUUUGAGGCCCAGUGGGCAGCAUUAGAAGGCAAACCCGCUGUGGAGAAGCCCUCUAACCCCUUCUCUGGUGACUUGCAGAAGACCUUCGAGAUUGAACUGUAGCCCAUGUUGCUUUGCGCCCACUUCAUCAGCCCCGGGUGCACCACACUCAGAAGGGGAGGCCCAGCCUCUCCCCUAUUGCUGCUCCCCGGGCUGCGCCCCUCACCACACCCUCUAAGCCCUUCUCUCCGCCACCCCUCACAAACCACUACAGAACCAAUAUUGUGAUGCCUAGGUUGCGCCAAGAUGGAAUUCAGGGAUGGACCCAGCCUGGCUAAGGGAACCAUUUCACUGCCGGACUUAGGCUGGCGAUGCCCCUUACCCAGCCCCAGAUACGGAAUGCCCUCGGUUCAAGCUACUUUCCCCAGUUUCUGUUGCCCUUCCACCUUUCAGUGUUGGGCAGGAUGGAGGAGGGAUGUCCACUUUGGGGCGCUCCUGGACCCACCUCAAGCCUGGUCAUCCCUUCCCCGCCCCGUACACACAGCACAAGCCAAGGGCUUCCCCUCUGCCCACGCUGCGUUCACUGCCAAUGCUGUGCUUGCCCAGUCCCCCUCCCCCAUUCGGGGACCAUGUCUUCCGUAGGGCCGAGGUCUCACGGGGUGGGGCCCGACUGGGGACCCAGGAGAGGGGGAGGGGGGAGGGACAAAGACGCUCAGUUACCUCAUGUCGGUGCCCGCUGGGGAGGGGUCCCAGAAGAGGAGGAAGGGGUGCCUGGCGGGUACUUUUCUAUCUUUUAUUUCCAGAUUUUUU
This is a messenger RNA of Arvicola amphibius (Eurasian water vole), 4192 nucleotides long. It is a transcript of the gene Numbl, whose product is annotated as NUMB like endocytic adaptor protein. NCBI's taxonomy places the organism in Eukaryota, Metazoa, Chordata, Mammalia, Rodentia, Cricetidae. The transcript is spliced from 10 exons. The record is from RefSeq and is a predicted model, not a curated record. The coding region runs from base 1793 to 3505 and encodes 570 amino acids.